UUUGAAUCAGUUGGCUUUGAGUCUCACAAAGUGUUGGUCGCAAUGGGGACACAUUUUCUGUUGUGGUCCCUAGUAAUAUUACAGUUUUUAAGUUAUCAUUUAUCAGAAAGUCAGCAGAUUCCCCAAUUUUUGAAGAAGAAGUAUGGGAGUCAAUUUGGGCACCAAUUAGGAGGAAAUACCAAGAAAACGUACUCUCAUACAAAAACGAAAACUAAAACGAAAAGUCAUUAUGCUGGCAGUAGCAAUUAUGGAUACAGCCCUUCCUUAUAUCAAACACCAACGGCUGGAACUGGUUUUCACACAGGAUCUGCUAAGUCCGCUUUCAGGUUCAAAGGUGGUUGCAGUUCUCAACCACCUUAUCCUAACAAUGCUGGCGUGAGAUGUUCGUCGAUUAGUGGAUGCCGUGCUGAUUGUUUGCCAGAUUAUCAGUUUCCGAAUGGGCAAACCCAAAUGAGGUUCACUUGUGAGUCCGGAAAAUGGCAUGUUGAGGGAAUAGAAGUAACUUCUGUGAGUUCUUGUGAACCUAUUUGUUCACCGCAAUGUCAAAACAAAGGUAUAUGUUUUGCACCGAACCAGUGUCAAUGUCCGAAAACCUACUCAGGACCCCAGUGCCAGUUCGAGAAUAAACCCUGCAUUAAUUACCCUACACCGCCAAUGAACGCAGCACGGAGAUGCAAUUCAAAAUUAUGUACGGUUACUUGCAUCGAAGGACAUGAAUUUCCUGAUGGUUCUGGAAUAACUACGAUGGCAUGUAAGGACGGUCUCUGGGUUCCCACCAAUGAAAAGUGGACUUCAAUACCAGAUUGCAGAGCGACUUGUAAUCCGCCCUGCCAAAAUGGUGGUAACUGUUUAUCAUUCAAUGUUUGUCAAUGCCCACAGGAGUAUAGAGGACCUCAGUGCCAAUAUAAUGCGGACGUCUGCUCUGCCAAAAAACUUCCAAUUAAUGGGGGUUACAACUGCACCGGCGACUUAGACUCUUUCAGCUGUUCUAUUUCCUGCCCAGAAGGCAUCAAUUUUGAGUUCCAGCCUGCGCCAGUAUAUGAGUGUCGUUAUGAAACAGGGGUGUUCCUUCCGAGUCCCAUGCCGAAAUGCAUAUAUCCUGAAUACACAAACAUUCUUCAAGAACCUGGAAUUACAGAUAUUUUUCGACGCUUAAAUGGAUCGAAAUCCAAUCUGGCAAAUGUUAUAGCCGGUUAUGGACAUAUACCAAUGGGAUAUUCUACUCAAUCACCAUAUGAUUCCCGUACUGAUAAUCCGUUUCCAUAUACCGUUCAUGAAGAAUUUCUGAAUGAGACCAAUGCUCGAGAGAUACCCGGCGGAUACUUCACAAGAAACGAACACCAACUAGUAACAGUGGAGAACAAGUUGCCUAAACCUGGAUCUUGUUUCCAUUGGGGAGGCACUCAUUACAAAACAUUUGACGAUCGGGUUUACAGUUUUGACUCAAAGUGUUCACAUAUUCUCGUAAAGGAUGCUAUCGACAACACCUUCACCAUCAUAACUCAGAAUCACGGAGAUUGUUAUAGCGAUACUUUGAGCUGUCAUAAGAUCAUAGAGAUUUAUGUUCAAGACAAACGUUACUUUCUGAAACUCACUCCUGACGGCAUACCGAUAUUCGGCUCUGGAAAUAAAAUACUCCCCAUUCCCGGCCAGGUUCCCGGAGUGCGAAUAGAAAUAUCUGCUCACUUUCUGGUAGUAUCGCUUGAUACCGUGGACGUCAAAAUAAGAUGGGAUGGACAGAAUUUUUUGCAAGUCGAAGCAAAGGAAAACCUCUGGAAUAGAACCGAGGGUUUAUGUGGAAAAAUUGAUGGCGAUCCAGAUAAUGAUAUAAUGACAGCUGAUGGUCACAGGCCCAAAAAUCUUGCAACCUUGGCAACUAGCUGGAAAGCUAAUAGUCUAGGAGAGAACUGCGACGAUGUACCAACAGAAGGAAAAACAUGCGAUACAAAUGUAAAAGGAUCACUUGGGUACGAAGCAACAAAAUUCUGCAAGAAAAUAAUGGCCAAUAAAGUAUUUGCCGCAUGUCAAACGGUAGUCGACAUUACAUAUCUUCUCGAUGCAUGCCGUUCUGAUUACUGCAACUGCAAAGAAGAAAGUGGCUCCCAUUGCGCGUGCAAAACUUUGAAUGUCUACGUUAGGGACUGCACCCACAAGGGAAUAAAAGGGCUGACAAAUUGGAGAGACGAAGAGACUUGCCCUAUGCGUUGUACUGGAGGGAUGGUUUAUAAAUCAUGUGGACCUACCAAAGGGCAACCAGCUUGUGGGGCCAUUUCAGUAGUGUCGGAAGAAAACGGUGAAUGUGAAGAAGGAUGCUUCUGUCCACAGGGUACUGUAAUAAAUGAUGGAAAGUGCAUCACCAAAGAUAAAUGCCCAUGCAGAUUGAGAGGGAAGACUUUCCCAGCGGGAUCAUCACUGCCAAAGGACUGCAACACGUGUACUUGUGUCGACGGGCAGUGGGUUUGCACUCAGAUCGAUUGUGGUUCGAGAUGUUCGGCGGUUGGAGACCCCCAUUACGUCACGUUCGAUGGCAGAAAAUAUGACUUCAUGGGACACUGUUCGUAUUACCUAGUGAAGAGUGAUAAUUUUUCAAUCGAGGCUGAGAACACACCUUGCGCUGGUUCAAUUUCACAAGCCAUGAACUUCCCAACGAGCAUAUCCUCUGGGAUGCCAACUUGUACCAAAACAGUUACAAUCAAAAUGAAUGGACAGAUCAUCAAAUUGAAACAAAACCACGACAUUGUUGUGAAUGGUCAAGACAUAACUAAAGUACCAUAUACUGUGUCUGGAAUAAAAAUAAGGAGUGUGUCAUCCAUUUUCCUACAAGCCAAACUACCAAAUGGAAUCGAAAUAUGGUGGGAUGGAAGUAGUAGAGUUUACAUUGACCUUCCACCAAAAUUCAAAGAGAAGACAAGGGGUCUUUGUGGUACUUUUAAUGACAAUCAAAAAGACGACUUCGUGACACCGGAAGAUGAUAUAGAACAAGCUGUCAUUCCCUUCGCUAAUAAAUGGAAAACAAGUGAAAAAUGUAACGAUAUUGCCGAAGUUCUGUCAUCGCACCCUUGUGACAAAAAUAUCCAUAAAAAAGCUACGGCUGAGAAAUACUGCGCAAAAAUAAAAUCUGACUUAUUUAAAGAUUGCCAUUGGUUUGUUGAUCCUGAUCAAUUCUACCAAGACUGUCUCUACGAUAUGUGCUCAUGCGAAUUUUCAGUAUCAAAAUGCCUGUGUCCUAUAAUAUCGAGCUACGCAACGGAAUGUUCCCGAAAGAACAUCAAAAUCAACUGGAGACUUGAAGUUCGUGAGUGUGGCAUACACUGUCCUGGUGGGCAGAAGUAUCAAAUUUGCGGCAAUUCCUGCACAAGAACCUGUUUCGAUAUUUCCGAAGAUCCCGACUGUAAGCCACAGUGUGUCGAAGGAUGUAACUGCCCGGAAGGCAUGGCGUUAGAUGAAGAUGGCGAAUGUCUACCUAUUGGACGAUGUAAAUGCGUUUACAACGGCCUAGAUUUUCCUGCUGGGUAUAAAGAAGUUAGGCCUGCUCCCGAUGGACUGGAAUUAUGUACGUGUCUCAAUGGAUUGUGGCAGUGCAAAGAAGCGACACCUGAAGAAAUGAAGCUGUACCCUAGUGCAAAUGAUUUAAAUUCCAGGUGCAACGCCUCAGCAAAUAUGGAAUUCACGACUUGUGAACAAGUUGAACCUGUCACCUGUAAAAAUAUGCACUCACCUGAUUUGUUCACUUCAUCAGUGUGCCAUUCAGGUUGCCAAUGUAAAAAGGGAUAUGUUCUGGAUACCGCGUCCAAGAGGUGUGUAAAACCCACAGAAUGUCCGUGUCAUCACGGUGGUAAGAGUUACAAAGAGAAUUCCACAGUCCAAAGUGAUUGUAAUACAUGUUUAUGCCAAAACGGAAAAUGGAAAUGCACUGAUCGACUAUGUACAGCAGAAUGUAGCACGUGGGGCGAAUCACAUUACAAAACAUUCGAUGGAAAGCGUUACGAUUAUCAAGGACAAUGUGAUUAUGUUCUGGCGAAAGGCAAUUUUGGAUCCGAGAAAUUUGAUAUUACCAUUCAGAAUGUACCCUGUGGAUCUCUGGGAACAACAUGCUCCAAAUCUAUCACCAUUAGAGUUGCUUCAGGAAAAGAUACUGAUACCAUAACAUUAGCAAAAGACAAGCUCAUUCCGAGAUAUAAAAUGUAUAAGCAUGUAACUGUAAGAACUAAAGGUUUAUUUGUAAUUGUUGAAGCGCCUGAGCUAGGCUUUACUGUUCAUUGGGAUAAGGGCACAAGGGUGUAUGUUAAAGUGGAUCCCAAGUGGAAAGACAAGACCAAAGGAUUAUGUGGAAAUUACAAUGACAACGAAGCAGAUGAUUUUCAGACACCUUCGGGAGGUGUUUCCGAAGUAUCAGCUAAUCUAUUUGGGGAUUCCUGGAGACUACAGCCUUAUUGCCCAGAUGCUCUGGAAAUUUCAGUGAAUCGAAAAGUAUGGGCCAUGAAACAAUGCGGUCUGCUGAAGUCCUCACUAUUUGCACCAUGCCACUCCGAGGUGCCCGUGGAGUAUUUCUUGGAGAAAUGCAUAUUCGACAGCUGUGCAUGUGACCAAGGAGGAGACUGUGAAUGUUUCUGUACAGCAUUAGCGGCUUACGCUCAGGAAUGUAACAACAGAGGAGUACCCAUCAAGUGGCGGUCUCAACAACUUUGUCCAAUGCAAUGCGAUGAAAGAUGUGCAGAAUACAGUCCAUGCAUAUCCACUUGUCCGGAAGAAACUUGUGAGGAUAUACUUAUCAACACCAAAAUAGCAAAAACUUGUGGAGCAGACACUUGUAUAGAAGGCUGUGCCCCGAAACCAUGUCCUAGUGGCUACAUUUACACCAACUCUUCUAUGCUGGAAUGCAUUCCAAGGAAUGUGUGCAAGCCUGUCUGCAUGGAAAUAAACAAUGUCACUUAUUAUGAAGGCGAUCUGAUAGAGGAGGACGAUUGUCACAGUUGCUAUUGUUCGAGACAAAAGAAAAUUUGUAAUGCUCAACCGUGUACUACCACUGAAAUACCGGAGUACACAACUCAUCAAAUGGAACAGGUCGUGCCCUGUACGUCUGGAUGGUCGAAAUGGAUCAAUAGAGAAAAGGGAGCUUCGAUAAAAAGUAAGAAGAGAACUAACAGAAAAGAAGUGGAGCCACUACCGUCUGUUACUUAUUUGAGUAAUAUUCAAGGAUCCAGUAGGUGCAAUAUUAGCAGUAUGAUAGAUAUUGAAUGUCGUACUGUAGACACACACACGCUUCCAAAAGAAACAGGUCUAGACGUUGAAUGUUCCUUGGAAAGAGGUUUGAUUUGUCAGUCAUCAGAUGAUCAGAAGCUAUGUCCAGAUUUUGAAAUUCGCGUUUUGUGUCAAUGCGAAGAACAAACCACCACGAUAGAAUACACAACUGAAUUUAUCACCGAAAAAGCAGAAUGUGUAAUUGACACCCCUAGUAAGGAACAUCCAACGGAUUGCUAUAAAUUUUAUGAAUGUGCCCCUGGUCCAAACGGUAACGAAUAUGUGGAGAAAACAUGCGGGGAAGAUAUGAUGUACAAUCCCGUGACAAGAGUAUGCGAUUGGCCACGAGAAGUUAUAUCAAUCAAAAAAAAAUGUAAGUUGGUAGAUCUUACACCUUUACUACCAAAUGUUGUUUUCAACGCCUCCAGUAGCCGGAGUAAAAUAUUUUCACCAGAAUAUGCACUGCUGAACAGUGUAGUAACUGACACUUCUGGAGGUAGCUGGGCACCAGUAGAAUCUGAUCACCAUCAGUUUUUGGAAAUUAAUUUGGGAAAACAAGAACCAGUAUAUGGAGUAAUUGUGAAAGGAAGUCCCUUAUACGAUGAAUAUGUUACAUCGUAUAAAGUAACGUACAGCGACGAUGGUCACCAUUUCUAUCACAUUUUGAACGACGAAAACCAACCACUGAUCUUCCAUGGCUCAGUUGAUGGAUCAACACCAGUUCGGCAACUUUUCGAAACUCCUAUUGAGGCACAAGUAAUUCGUAUCCAUCCGGAAACGUGGAACCAUGGAAUUUCUCUUAGAGUUGAACUUGUCGGUUGUUCGGAAGAAGAAAUAUCAACUUCACCGCUACCUACGACGACCCAAAUAAUAACCAUUACAGUUGGAAGAUCGGAGCUCAGACCAAUCGAAGCUGAAAUACCAAAUUGUCCCCCUGGAAAAGAAAUUGACUCUUGUGCGAUAGAAUGUGAUAAGCUGUGUAUGCAUUAUUCAUUUAUCGUCAGAGAACAGGGAUUUUGUAAAGGUGAAACGAAGUGUGAAGAAGGAUGUGUCUCCGCUGAGAAAAAGAAGAAGUGUCCUAAGGGAAUGGUCUGGGCAGACGAAAAUACAUGCGUUUCAAUAGAAUCUUGCUUGUGUGUGAAUCAUGAAGGCGAACCUUUGAAACCAGGAGAACUAUUCGCAGAAGAUGACUGCAAAGAAUGUCAGUGUAUCGACAACGCAUAUUCAUGUCACGAAGCUGAAGAAUGUACUGAAGGAAGAAUGUUGCCUGGGCACCGAGCUAGAGGAAAAUCUGAGGAAGUUUAUGUGAAACCAAGUGUUACACCACCACCUCAGUGUGACGAAAACAGGUAUUCAAUCCAGGAUUUAUUAAA
Messenger RNA from Leptinotarsa decemlineata (Colorado potato beetle), 6614 nucleotides. RefSeq names its product Hemolectin (gene Hml). The record is from RefSeq and is a predicted model, not a curated record. Gene Ontology annotation, molecular function: protein binding; chitin binding. NCBI's taxonomy places the organism in Eukaryota, Metazoa, Arthropoda, Insecta, Coleoptera, Chrysomelidae. Gene Ontology annotation, cellular component: extracellular matrix; extracellular region.